UAUAAUUUUAGCUAUUUGUGCAAAAUUACAGGCCGUUUGAGCAAUAGAAAAGAAGCUCAAGAAUAUAACUAUAUAUUGUUGAAUCAUAAUAGAAGAUGCAUAAGUGUGAUAUCAGGUAAAGAAAAAUAGUGUCUGCUCAAAGUCGAAAGUACACUCUCACCAUCCGGGUUCUAUCUCACAUGCAGCCUCUCUCUCAUUCACAAAAAUGGCGUCCGGAGCUCAAGACAUCGGUCAAUUGCCCCCGAAAAAGACUGGAGCCGCUGCAAAAUGGGCCGGUUUUGUAGACUUCUUAUGGAAUUCUGAAAGGAAAGAAUUCUUAGGAAGAAAUUGUAUGAGUUGGAUUCAAAUUUCUUUAUUCUACUUGGUCUACUACACACUUUUGGCUGGAUUCUUUGGAGCAUGUCUCGCUAUUUUCUUCACAACGAUCGACAUGAAUCGGCCAAAAUAUAUUGGCAAAGACAACAUUCUUCGUGAUCUACCAGGUAUGGGCUAUAGACCAAUGCCCGACUUUGAGACCACUUUGAUCAGAUUCGAGCAGGGAAAGCCAUCUAGCUACAAGCUCUACACAGAUCAUAUUCAGGCAUUCUUGGAUCAAUAUGAAAAUGAGAGACAGGUUGGUGAAAACUACGUUGAUUGCUCUAACAGUGAAAGAACUGACCCUGAGAAGGUCUGUAGAUUUGAAGUGAGAGAUCUUGGUGCAGAGUGCACAUGGCAGAAAGAUUUUGGAUAUGAUGAGGGAAAACCAUGUGUACUCCUCAAGUUAAACAAGAUCUAUGACUGGGUACCAGAAGCCCUUAGCAAUCCAAAUAUUACAGGAGAUCCUGGAAGAUACAGAGAAAAAGAUAUCAUGAUCACAUGUCAAGGAGAGAACCCAGCUGAUGACGAAAACAUUGGACCUGUGAAAUUCUGGCCAGCUUCUGGUAUGCCAUUCCAGUUUUUCCCCUACAGAAACCAGUUAGGAUACAGAGCUCCACUAGUUAUGGCUCAAUUUGAGAAUCCAGCAAAUGGCGUAGUUAUCCAAGUCAGAUGUAUGGCCUGGGCAAACAACAUCUACCACCAUAGAAAUGAUAAAAUGGGCAGUGUGCAUUUUGAGUUAUUAGUCGAUUAAAAAAAAUUAGGACUUAAGCUAUGCAUUGUUUUUACAUGUACACCAUUUUAUGACCUGUAGUUUUGACUUUAUGUCACUAUGUACAGUGGUAAUUCUGAAAAUGGCAGAGAUAUCCUUGAAAAUUAUGAUCAUGAUCACUAGAAGAAUCAGGAAAAUUUGUGAUUUAUACUAACAUUUUUACUAUCAAAUCAUUUACUAUAUGGGUAUUUUUGUCAUUUUUAGGACUAAAAUAAUUAUGUGUUUUGAAUAAACCACUGUAUAAUUAAUCUUUUUUACAUUGGGAAAUAUACACUCCCAGACAGAUAUAAUGUUAAUUCUACCUAUAGUAAGGAGUGAUGUUCAAUCUAAAGUUGCGUGCCAGUUACAUGUACUAGAUUCUGACCUGUACAGGUACAAAUUGUUAUCAAAACAUUUGACUUCAUGCUCUUGAUUAUCAUAUUUUGUACUAUCUUAUAUGGUAUGAUUUUAGUUUGUGGUGCAGUAAAGUUGUAAAUGACUGUUCUUUUAGCACAUUAUUAUCAUGGAGUACUAGAAGAAUCUCCAAGAUAAUUGUUUAAAUAAAAUUAGACAUGGUGAAAAUAUUCUUAAAGAUCUGUUGGUAAUAUUGAGAUUAUGUCAUGACUUACUGCAUUGAACCAAAAUAUUCCCUAUUUUGUUGUAUUAAAGGGUCAUGUUUCAUUCCUCUGAAGUUUUC
Molecule: messenger RNA, 1802 nt
Organism: Owenia fusiformis
Lineage: Eukaryota; Metazoa; Annelida; Polychaeta; Sabellida; Oweniidae
Source: the annotation of a GenBank genome assembly